Messenger RNA from Gopherus flavomarginatus (Mexican gopher tortoise), 3762 nucleotides. It is a transcript of the gene LRRTM1, whose product is annotated as leucine rich repeat transmembrane neuronal 1. The transcript has a single exon. The record is from RefSeq and is a predicted model, not a curated record. Lineage: Eukaryota; Metazoa; Chordata; Testudines; Testudinidae. Gene Ontology annotation, molecular function: protein binding. The coding region runs from base 807 to 2372 and encodes 521 amino acids.
UUUAGCAACAUACUGCUCAGCUGAAGGGAAGGGAUUCUUGCUGUCUCUCUCUGCUCUAAGCAUCACCUAACAAGCAAAGCGAACAAAGAAUGGGAAAUAAAGCUAUCCUUAGCCGGUCAGUGAGUGAAUUGUAAUCUGUCUCUGUGGAGUAAAGGUUGUGUCGGUCAAUGGUCGUUUCAAAUGAUGGACAUUAAAAAGAUUGUCAAAUCCAGUGGAGUCGUUAGUAAAGAGUUUGGAGUUUUUUUCACAACGUCACAGUAUUAACUGCAGAGAAAAGGACAGAGAGAGAGAGAAAGAGAAGAUCAAGCUCAUGCAGAUAGUUCUGAAACUUGCAAGUCCUAGAAGUCAGCUAAAAACCUAGCUGGACAUCCCUUUAGCUCUUUGAGCAGAAGCAAAAUAAGACAUUGUGAGCCUGCCAGCUUUGCACAACAUUGAAAGGGACUGAAUUUGUAGCACAGAGGGGUCUUUUUUAGUUCUGCAUAUAAUUAGUCCAAACACAAAGGAAGCAACUGAAUGGAGGUUGUCACUCUCUGGAAAAGGGUGGGUAAGACACUUUUUAAUUAAAUUCUUUCAUGAAGAAAGAUUUUUUUUCUUUGCUGCAGCAUCUAACAUGAACAAAAUCAACAUCCUUUUACCUGUGAAUGUCCGUGAACUUUAAUGCUGCACAGCUCCUGCAUGCUGUAAAGUGAAAUAUUUGUCUCUGUGUCUUUUUUUUUUUUUUUUUUUUGCCCAGAAAUAAAAUAUGAUGUAGAAUUUGAAAAGAUUUCAAUGGACAUUCUCAAGCAUAUUUGGAAACAUUCUUGCUAAUGGAUUUCCUUCUCAUUGGUCUCUGUUUAAACUGGUUGCUGUGGAAGCCCCCAGGGUUGAUAUUGUGUACACUGGGUGUCUUUUUAAAAAUGCUUCCAGCCGUGAAUAGUGGGUGUCCGCAGCUAUGUCGGUGUGAGGGCAGGCUUUUGUACUGUGAGUCACUGAAUCUUACAGAGAUGCCUCGCAACCUGUCGGGCAUGAUGGGCUUGUCUCUGCGGUACAACAGCCUUUCAGAGCUGCAUGAUGGACAGUUCACAGGGUUAAUGCAGCUCACGUGGCUCUAUUUGGAUCACAAUCACAUUUGCUCAGUGGAGGGGAAUGCCUUUCAAAAAUUGCGGAGAGUUAAAGAACUCACUCUGAGUUCCAACAAAAUCACUCAACUGCCCAAUACUACUUUCCGACCUAUGCCAAACUUGCGUAGUGUGGAUUUAUCAUACAAUAACCUGCAGUCGUUGGAACCAGAUCUGUUUCAUGGGCUGAGAAAACUAACAACUUUGCACAUGCGGUCAAACGCCAUCAAGUUUGUGCCAGUGAGAAUUUUUCAGGACUGUCGCAGCCUGAAGUUUCUAGACAUAGGAUACAAUCAGUUGAAAAGCCUGGCACGAAACUCUUUUGCAGGCUUGUUUAAACUCACUGAACUACACCUCGAGCACAAUGAUUUGGUGAAGGUGAAUUUAGCUCAUUUUCCAAGGCUUAUUUCACUGUAUUCUCUCUGCCUACGAAGGAAUAAAGUCACUAUUGUAGUCAAUUCCUUGGACUGGAUAUGGAAAUUGGAAAAAAUGGAUCUCUCUGGCAACGAGAUUGAAUACAUUGAACCUCAUGUUUUCGAAAGCGUACCUCACCUCCAAUCACUGCAGCUGGAUUCCAACCAACUAACCUACAUUGAUCCAAGAAUCCUCAACUCCUGGAAAUCACUCACUAGCAUCAGCCUUUCUGCAAACAUCUGGGAUUGCAGCCGUAAUGUUUGCGCCUUGGCCUCUUGGCUAAGUAACUUUAAGGGUCGCUAUGACAGCAAUCUGCUCUGUGCCACCCCUGAAUAUGCACAGGGGGAGGAUGUUUUAGAUGCAGUGUAUGCUUUUCACUUAUGCGAAGAUGCAGAAGACCCAACAAGUGUUAACAUGCUAUCAGCAGUAACAAACAACAGCGACCAAAUGUUCACUUAUAGCCCUGCCACAAUAAUAUAUGAGGUGCAGGAUACUGAAGGAGAAGGAACAACAAAUGCCAUAACCGUAACUAUCCCCAGUGAAAACACUGAGAAUGCUGUUCAGAUUCACAAGGUGGUGACAGGGACCAUGGCACUGAUUUUCUCUUUCCUCAUCGUGGUUUUAGUGUUGUAUGUCUCCUGGAAGUGUUUUCCAGCCAGCCUAAGGCAACUCAGACAGUGCUUUGUGACACAGCGCAGAAAGCAGAAGCAGAAACAAACCAUGCAUCAAAUGGCUGCCAUGUCAGCCCAGGAGUAUUACGUUGAUUACAAACCCAACCACAUUGAAGGAGCCCUGGUGAUCAUUAAUGAAUAUGGAUCUUGUUCCUGUCACCAGCAGCCAGCAAGGGAAUGUGAGGUGUGAUUUUCUUUGGGAAUUUAAACAGUGUGCAACCAAAUAACAAUGGGCAGACAGUUGGAUGGGGGUUUACUGUGCUUUUCUGAUGAUUUUUGAUGCACUUCUUUGCUGAAAUUGUAAGAGGAUCUGUCUAAAAGACUUGAUAUGUUAGCUUUAUUGUGUCUUAAAAUCUUCAGGACAGUCAGUCCUAACAUUUCAUAUGAUAAUAUUCCCUUUGAAGAUCUGACAAUAUUCAGGAAUCUGAGAGUGUAAAAAGAUACCAAUUAUUGACUGAUUUUUUUUUGUAAACUACAAAAAUGUUUAAAAUAAAAAAAAAUAGCAUUUACAGUUUUUGCAGACUGGUGUAUACUACAUGAAUUGUUACCUGUAUGCAAAAUACAACAGUUUAACCUCUUUUCUCUUCACGUACAAGUGUUGAAAUGAAAAUCUAGCAGCAAGGAAGACACAUAAAAUUGAAAGAUUGAAAUUUAGCAGAUGGCUUCACAGUGUAAUUAUUACACACCCACAUACACCAUGUUACUGAAAAAAAAAAAGCAUGGCAUAGCAAAUAUAUUGUUGUUAAUGUGCUACCUGUAACAGUAUAUCACUAAAAGAAGGAGCUGAGUCAUCUUGGAAAAGCUAAAGUUCUAACCUGCCCCUAGGAAAUAUUUCUGAAGAUUUUUCAAGAUAGUUGACUUCUAAGUUGUACUAAGAGCCACAAAGAUGCAGCAUAUCCCAUCAGUAUAUUCUGUAUCUGAAUUAAUCACAUUGCAAAGUCUGAUUAAAAAAAGAACACCUUAUUUUAAAGGGCUUAUUUAAAAUCUACUAGCAUUCCCCCCUUUCAUGCUCUUCUGCCCUAUGCUAAAAGCAGAGAAACCAUUGCUCUGUGGAGUGUAGAGUAAUGAUCAAAGGACUAAGGAGGCAGCAAUCCAAUUUUCAGUAAUGAAAGAUCGGUGCGUUUCAAAAGCAGAACCUUGGGUGUAACACUGCAGGUCCAUUAGGCAUAGAGUGAUUAGAGCAUACUUAUGGUUACUAUAGUUAACCACUAUAAAAUCCUGUCUUGGGAAUGCCUGGCUUGCCAGUCACUUUAAUCACAAGACAUCCUUAACAGCCCACCCUUCUAAAAAUAUCUGCAGAGGCAGAAAGUAUAUGAUCCUACCUUACUAAGUAUUGACACAGGGAUUGUAUCAACAGUGCUUUCUUAAUACAGAGCCAUGCAGCUGUUUCAUUUUAUUGCCCUUCUUUAAAUGCUUGCUUUUCCUGUAUUUUGGAUUUUUUCUCUCCAAUAUGUGACCAACUUACUGAUUGCUCUUCUGAACCACUCCACACGUCAAUGAAAACGAGGGUGUUGCAUUUUUAUAUCAUCAGGCAAUGCAUCUUUGAAACCUUCUUCAUACAGCAUACCAUUCUAAUAAAA